This is a messenger RNA of Synchiropus splendidus (mandarinfish), 6137 nucleotides long. Its product is annotated as LIM domain only protein 7-like. The transcript has 30 exons. Lineage: Eukaryota; Metazoa; Chordata; Actinopteri; Syngnathiformes; Callionymidae. Gene Ontology annotation, molecular function: protein binding. The coding region runs from base 204 to 4451 and encodes 1415 amino acids. The record is from RefSeq and is a predicted model, not a curated record. Gene Ontology annotation, biological process: regulation of cell adhesion; regulation of signaling.
ACGUCCAGCCUCGACUUUCUUUCCAACACUGUGGAUUAUUUCCGAACCUUUUCGGUCACGGGUUUGGUGCUCGGCGACUUUAUUGUGGUCUACCAACUGGGGGGUCCUUGUUAUAAUCCGCCAACAUAACAGCGGUUUAGAGGGACGUGAACGCACCACAGUAGGAAAACCUGGUGGAAAUAAGUCGCCCGGAGUUUUGUGUCAUGAGUGUGUGGAGGUGGAGACCGACCAGACAGGGCGAGAGCUCAGGUGUGUCGGAUGAAGCGACAGGACUGCGGGACUCGGUGUGGUCCUCCGGAGCGGAUCUGGAAGCGGGUGGAUGUGGAGAGGUCGUGAUGGAGUGGAGAGAACAAUCGUCAGUCAGCUGCGAGGAGGCUUUCGUGGAGGCUCAGAGGUGGAUCGAGGCUGUAACCAAGAAAACAUUUGGGAGCAGAGACUUCCGAUCAGCCCUGGAGAAUGGUGUUCUGUUGUGUGAUCUGAUCAACAGAAUCAAGCCUGGUCUCAUCAAGAAGGUCAACAGACUCCCCACGCCUAUCGCCGGCCUGGACAACCUUAACGUCUUCCUGAAAGCCUGUGGGAAGCUUGGACUAAAGGAAGCGCAGCUCUUUCACCCCGGAGACCUUCAGGACUUGUCUUCAAGAGUCACUGUCCAGGAUCAAGAGAGCAGCAGGAGGCUGAAAAAUGUUGUGAUCACCAUCUACUGGCUGGGAAGAAGUGCUCAGUGUGAACGUCUCUAUGAUGGACCUUACCUGAACUUCAAGGCGUUUGAGGGAUUACUAGGCACAGCACUUUACAAGGCUCUCCAGGAAUCUCCAAGUCAGAGAGGCAGCAACACCAGAGACAGCGGCUUUGGAGAUCACUGGAGCUCAGAGCGAGAGGAGCUUGAACACCUAAGAGGAGGAGGGGGACACAGGAGAGACAACUCCCUGGACAGUUUAGAGUCUCUCAGCUCCCACAAUCCCAGCAACUCAUCUGACGCCACAGUCAAAGGCAGCAGCGAGGGCGGUUGCAGUGACACAGAGGUGGACUCGGCCCUCAGGAUGGCGGAAAACAAGGACUCCCUGAGUUACCGCCGCUCUGUCACCCUCACUCCCAAAGUCAGCACCCAGUUUAACCAAUUCCUGCCCACCAAAGACAAGCAGUCCAGCUACGUGCCGGCGCCGCUGAGGAAGAAACGAGCGGAGCGCAAUGAGGACAGUCGGCGCAGCUGGGCCAACCCCAUGCACCCUGAGGAGGACGGAUCACUGACCAGGUCUCCUAGACAACGGCACAUGAGCGAGACUAUCGACGGAAGUAAAUCCACCGGCGAUAUCCCGGUCAACCCCACAGUUCUACGCCAGACUCAGUUGGAGGAGCUCCAGAGGUAUCGAGAGAAGAUCAAGCAAAGUGAAGACAAGUGGCAAGAUGACCUGAGCAAAUGGAAGAGUCGACGCAGGAGCGUCAACUCGGAUAUCGUCAAGAAGAAAGAGGAGCGGGAGAAGAUUGAGCAGAUCACGUUCGGCGGGGAACACAGGAGGUCCAAGACCUUCAAGGAGAUGCAAGAGCAGAGAGAGAACCGAAGAAAUAAUAGCAUCGGCGGCCGUCUUUCAUCGCUGUACACUGAUGACGAAGAGGUGUUUGAGAAGCCCGUGACCUCCCCUCAACGCAGGUCCUUACCUCCGAGGAGCUUUACUAUUGACACUCCCUACACGUCUGAGCCUGCUCAGAAGGAGGUGAAGCCGGUCUCUCCCAAAGCCACCAGCAGACGCUCGCUCACAUCAAGCUCCGAGGACAGUGACACGGAGGAGACUCCCACACAGCUGCCCAGCGUCGCCGCACCAACCAGCAGACCCAGAUCACCGUCACCCCAGCUGAGGAGUUCACAGACCACCAGGAACAUUGAGGGGACCAGCACAACCAUCAGCACUAGCACAGUCCUCUCCACACGCCCGGUGUUACGGGAGCAAGAGCCUCUGCGCCCGCUGCCCCGUCUGCAGACGGACUCAAGGGAGGCGCCCUCUUCUGGUUCUUUGUACAAACAGCAACCACAGAACAGCACGAUGGAACCCAAACUUCCUGCCGCGUCUCGGGUUUCUGCCUCUCUCCCCAGGACAUACCAGAUAACAGACAGCGCACGGCUGGUCACACCAAGACCUUUUGGGAUGCAGUCAUCUCGCAUCACGUCACUUCCUCGCACUUUUGGUCAGGUGGACGACCCCAGCAAGCGUCUCAAUGGCAACGCUGCCAAAAAGUCAACGGUGCCGAGCCGCUACCAUCAGUACAUGACUCCUGAAGAUGAGGUCCAGUCUCCAAGCAGCUCGAGCAGUGAGGAUGAGGAGGAGCAAGAGAAGAGCGCCACCAAGAGCAUCUCACCUGCCCCACCACAGGCAGCUGUUGCUCCACUCAAAAAAGCCAGUGAGGAGACUUGUCAGAUGCGCAUCAGCCUGAACCAGAAGCCCAACAGCAGUCGAGACUUCGGCUUUCAUGCCGCCUGGGACUCCACAGGGGCCCGUGUCUCCUCCAUCCAGCCAGGCAGUCCUGCUGAGAUCUUCCAGCUCCAGCCUGGAGACGAGGUCCUGACUGUCAACGGCCAUCAGGUGGCAGAGAUGAGCUACACAGACUGGAAGGCCAGCAUGGAGGCGGCCCUGCAGGAGGGCAGUCUGGUCAUGGACGUCCGCCGUCAUGGCCAGAAGACCUGGGACAGAGACCAACCUUCCCCGCCAUUUAAAAGCCAUAAGACCAUCAAUCUCACCAGUUUGGAACAUCCGAUGCUUGUAGGUUUCCCAGACUCCAACGCCAUCAACAGCCUGGAUUUCACCUCCCGCAUCUCCAGGGAGACGGCGUCGUCCACCUGGACCCCCUCCCACUCCGUUAUUGAUGUGGCUUCAAACGGAGUUAAUGGAGGUUUUCGUGAUGAUCCGGUGAACAUGAGGAAUAAAGAAUCAGAAACCAUAUCUUUGAAAAACUUAAAACGGCGCUCAGAGUUUUUUGAGAAAGGGGGACCCGACUCUUCCAUGCCUGAAAUCCCUGUACCUGCAAUCACUCCAUCCAGCCGCUGGUCUUGGGACCCAGAAGAGGAGCGCAGACGGCAGGAGAAAUGGCAGAAGGAGCAAGAGCGCCUCCUGCAGGAGAAAUACAAGCGCGACCAGGAGAAGCUGCAGGAGGAGUGGCUCCGGGCGCAGCAGGAGAUCGCCAGCAGCUCCAAGCUACAGCAGCCGGGGAGUCUGGAGUUGCGCAGCAGCAGUGUGAGCCCUCUCUCAUCCCUCUCUCCGGUCAGCCAAUCUUGGGAGGAGGAGGAGAAGCUGAGGAAGGAGGAGCAGGAGCGCCAACAGCAGGCAGAGGAGAAGCGAAGACAAGAAGAGGAGGAGAGACAUAGGAGGGAGGAGCUGGAGCGUCAACGACAGGUGGAGGAGAGGAGGAAGCGAGAAGAGGAGCAGCGGGAACUGCAGCGUCAGCAGGAGGAACGGAGGAAGAGAGAGCAACAGGAAGAAGAAAGAAAGGAGAGGGAGGCAGAGGAGCUGAGAUGGCAGCAGAGAAGAGAGGAGGAGAGGCAGGCGGAGGAGAGGAAGAGGCAGGCGGCGGCGGAGAAACUGCGCAGAGAAAGAGAGAAAGUCCUGGCGCAGCAGCAGUGGAAUGCCGGCUCCCAUUCUUUCUCCAACUGGGAGUCGACACUUUCUAUCAGCGACAGGCAAAAGUCCAAGUCAUCGCCUCAUCUUGAUGGAGACGACAGAACACGGAGAGUGACGGGGGUGGCGGCCGUGGACCGCAGGAGUCAGCAGUCGCUGACGCCGGCUGAGCUGGAGAGGCAGCAGAUCUUGAACGAGAUGAAGAAGAAGAACUCCCUUCUGACCGACAACAGCUGGAUCCGCCAGCGCUCGGCCUCCAGCAAGGACAGCGACAGUCCACCGAUGCGCAGAGGCGAGUCUCUUGACCACUUGGAAACUUCGUACAAUUCCUGGCGCUCAUCGUGGACGCCCAGGAGUAACUCGCAGAUACCCAACUACGCCCGGCCCCACUCGGCCCUCUCUGGCAGUACUUCACACUAUGGUGGCGGGUCGGGGGCACGACAGGGGUCUCCCACUCUCACCUCCUCCUACUCUUUGGGCUCACUGCGAGGCAGCGCGGGCAGACAUGCUUCCUCCUGGGGUCAUCAAUCUCCUUCACCGUCACCUUCGUCUCCGUCGCCGGCGACCUCUCCAGAGCCCCCGUCUGAGGCCGGUGGAUCACAGAGGAGCAGGUCAGUCAGUGGCAAGAAAAUCUGUACAUUCUGUGACACUCCACUGGGGAAGGGAGCGGCCAUGAUCAUCGAGUCCUUGGGACUCUGUUAUCAUUUGGGAUGUUUUAAGUGCAUCGACUGCCACGCCGACCUCGGAGGAUCAGAAGCCGGCGCCGAAGUCAGAAUACGCAACAAACAGCUCUACUGUAACUUGUGCUACAUGCGAUUCAAAACCGGGCAGCCAACGUCCAUGUGAUUUGACUAAACUCCACCAGAUCGAUGAAGAAACCAACGCAACUCAAGAGCUUUGAUGUGAACACUGACGGCGCUGAGGAAAAAAAACACGUCAGCUUUGGGACAAACUCCCCGGGAUUGAAGUUGAAUUUCUGAUGAGAAUUAUUUGUGUUUUAUUUUGCUGUGUGUGAUUGAGUGGGCGGAGCUUGCAUUGCUGUUUAUAUUAAGUAUUACAGUUGUACAAAGUCGAUGGGUUCUGCAUGCAACAGAGAUUUCUAGCCGUGAAACUAGUCAAGUGUUAAAUCGCGAGUGCAGAUUUAAGAAUCUCCUGGAUCAAAUCCUGUCGUCGAAGCUCCAUUUUCCCGCCAAGCUUUCGGUCUGUCGCGCGGUGUUCCUGUCACGUCUGUGCGCCUUCAUGUCUGCAGCGAGGAGACCUCAGCAAAAUAAUCCUUUUAAAUGUAUUUAAAUCUUGAAUUUUCACUGACAAUUGGAAGAUCAUGCACUAAAGCAGGUUCUGUGUCGAGAGAAUACACUCAAUAAAAAUCUGAAAAAUGACAUUUGAACUCGGGAAAUGCCCAAUAUAUGCCUUCGUUUGAAAUGCAGAGAUAAAUAUUGUGAUUUCAAUGGUGGACUGUUGACUUAGCUUCUUUGGCUAGUUAGCCGCGGCGCUGCGACGGAUAUUCCAUCCUGCCGGUGAAUCACUCCGCUCAUCCGUCUCUGUCCUUUGUUUCGCGCUGAAUGGAAUUUAAAUGAGACACGGCGAGCUUCAGAAGACGUACCUGCUCUGUAUUCACCAAAGCCAAUUUGUCAGUGCUAUUUCUCCCGGUGCAUACAUUACGCCUGAUUACGCUUUGAUAAGCUCUUUCAAUUAUGCAUCUCUUCACUCCGCCUGCGUCGUGGAGCCACUCUUGCAUUUUAUAUAUAUUUAUAUAAAUGAAAGUUCUGGCCGCUCAACAACGCGUUCAGAGAGAUGAUGGCUCCGAGUGUGGGAAUCAGCUGUGAAGAUGAAAUGUAUAGAUGGAAGCAGACGGAGCGUAAAACCAGCGCUGUGAUCUAAACCUCAUGCUGUAGAUGUUUCACUCUCCCGGAAGGAUUUCAGCCCUCCAUCUAAAACGCAUCUGAUUGGAAGUAUUUGAACCGCGACUGUGAUGUUUGAAGCUCAGCGCACGGAGGGUGGAUGUGAUCAGUCGUCUCCUUAAUAUAACCUCAGGCUGUCUCCUGUAAAUGGCCCUCCUGACUCUUGAAUCUGAGACCCAAAACGCACUGCAACAGUUGACACUCACAGUUGAAUCCAGAGGUCCAAAAGGUCUAAAAAGAUCUGCUUUUUUUCCUUCACUUGUGCACAGUUGGGACGCAGGGAAAGUGAAACUAAUCUCCACUGCAUGUCCCGGGUCUGCCCCAUGGUCUCCUCCCAGUCGGACACCUAUAUGCAAGGUACCUUAGCCACCACUACUGGCUGUUCCAAGCGGCUCUAGUUUGAGUCUUGAAAGCCAACUUCCAAAGUUAAGGAUUUCAAAGCAGCAGCAUCCCACUGUGCCUUCACACUUCAGUAUGAGGUUUUAACCCCCCAAAACACCUUCUCAUUUUUCCAUCUAUAAUUAACUUGUACAAAGAAUAGAGCGGAUAAAUGGAGACAUGAAAUGAUGUGAGAGUCUCAUCCUUAAAGGUCCACAUGCGACCUUUGUUUCAGGCUGACGAUUAACUUUCA